Trichosurus vulpecula (common brushtail) is the source of this 3780-nucleotide messenger RNA. It is a transcript of the gene ANPEP, whose product is annotated as alanyl aminopeptidase, membrane. NCBI's taxonomy places the organism in Eukaryota, Metazoa, Chordata, Mammalia, Diprotodontia, Phalangeridae. Gene Ontology annotation, cellular component: cytoplasm. Bases 403 to 3294 code for a protein of 963 amino acids. The record is from RefSeq and is a predicted model, not a curated record. The transcript is spliced from 21 exons. Gene Ontology annotation, biological process: peptide catabolic process; proteolysis. Gene Ontology annotation, molecular function: zinc ion binding; peptide binding; metalloaminopeptidase activity.
GGAUCUUGGCCUGGCUCAGAAGACCUAAGAGUGAGUUUAGGGGGGAGGACAAGGUGCUGGGGCCACAGCAGCAACAGCAGCUGGAAGAGGGAACGUGAAUGUGAACAGCCACAGCUAGAGACGGGGAAGGGCCCGUGUGCUGCUGACCAAUCACUUUGCCUUGAUCCCUUCUCCGGAGCCCUAGGGAAAGUGUGGACCUGAACCAUUGAACUUGACCUUCGACUGUCUCAGCUCUGGUUAAUUUUUACCUCUCAAUGCUGUUCAUGGUCCUCCCCUUACCCUGCUACAUAAAAACCCAGGACUGGUGCUGCAGACCUCUCCUCUGAGACUUUCCACCACUUCCCUGCUCUCCCAUAUCCAGUCCCCCUUCACCUCCAUCCCCUACCCCCUCACACUGCCACCAUGGCCAAAGGCUUCUUCAUCUCCAGGACGCUGGGCAUCAUCGCUAUCCUUUUUGCUGUACUAGCUGUAGUAACCGUCAUCGCCUUGGCAGUUGUAUACUCACAGGAGAAAAAUAACAAUGCCCAGAGAAAAGAUAACCCCACCAGCCAGAUUCCCACCACUCCUGCCACCCUGGCCACAACCCCCGAUCAAAGCCUCCUCUGGAACAGAUACCGGCUGCCAAACUCUCUGAUCCCUGAGCAUUACACUGUGACGCUAAGGCCCAAUCUGACCAAGAAUGACGAGGAUCUAUAUGUCUUUUGGGGUGAGAGCACUGUCACCUUCCUUUGUAAAGAGGAAACAAAUGUCAUUAUCAUCCACAGUAACAAACUCAACUAUACAAUGAAGGAUGGCCACCAUGUGAGUCUAAAGGGGGUAAGUGGCUCCCAGCCCCCUGAAAUUGAUAAGACUGAGCUGGUGACAACAACCCAGUAUCUGGUUGUACAUCUGAAAGGUAACCUGGUAGCUGGCCAUUACUAUGAGAUGGAGAGUACUUUUGUUGGAGAGUUGGCUGAUGACCUGGCUGGCUUUUACCGAAGCGAGUACACAGAAGAUGGAGUAAACAAGGUGGUCGCCACAACACAGAUGGAACCUACUGAUGCCCGUAAAUCCUUCCCAUGCUUCGAUGAGCCAAGCAUGAAGGCUACCUUUGACAUCACACUGAUCCACCCCUCUGACCAUGUAGCCCUCUCCAACAUGCCUGCCAUAUCUUCUGUCAAACAAGAUGAUGGCUGGAACGUCACUCAAUUUCAAACCACCCCCAGGAUGUCCACUUAUCUCUUGGCUUACAUCGUCUCCCAGUUUGAAGCUGUGGAGGAGAUUGAAGAGAAUGUACAGGUUCGAAUCUGGGCCCGUCCCAAAGCAAUUGAGGCAGGACAUGGACAAUAUGCCUUGAACGUCACAGGCCCCAUCCUUAGGUUUUUGGCCAGUCAUUACGACACACCCUACCCAUUGCCCAAGUCUGAUCAGAUAGGUCUGCCAGACUUCAAUGCUGGAGCCAUGGAGAACUGGGGCCUUGUGACCUACCGGGAGAAUUCUCUGCUGUAUGAUGAGCUGUCUUCCUCCAUUGGCAACAAGGAACGUGUGGUUACAGUGAUUGCCCAUGAACUUGCCCACCAGUGGUUUGGCAACCUGGUCACUAUUGCAUGGUGGAAUGACCUGUGGCUGAAUGAAGGCUUUGCUUCCUACGUGGAGUACCUGGGGGGUGACUUUGCCGAGCCUUCCUGGAACUUGAAAGACCUCAUAGUGCUGAAUGAAGUGCACGACGUGAUGGCCCUUGAUGCCCUGGCCUCUUCCCAUCCAGUGUCCACCCCUGAAGAUGAAAUCAACACCCCAUCCGAGAUCAGUGAGCUCUUUGAUUCUAUCUCCUACAGCAAGGGAGCCUCAAUUCUUCGGAUGUUGUCCAGUUUCCUUACGGAAGACCUUUUCAAAACAGGCUUGUCAUCCUACCUGCAUGCCUUUUCUUACAAUAACACGGUCUACCAGGAUCUAUGGGAUCAUCUCCAACAAGCUGUGGACAGACAGUCUGAGGUGACAUUGCCUGCCUCUGUACAAACAAUCAUGGAUAGGUGGAUCCUCCAGAUGGGCUUUCCUGUGCUGACACUGGACACUGCCACUGGUGCUCUCUCCCAGGAACACUUCCUGUUAGACCCCACCUCCAAUGUUACUCGUCCUUCUCAAUUCGACUACCUGUGGAUAGCGCCUAUCUCAGCAGUUACAAGUGGAGGAGAAAGUUAUAAUGAAUGGCUUGAUGGAUCCAAGUCAGCCACUUUUGAGCAGUUUAAAGUGACAGGGGAUAAUGAUUGGAUCCUCUUGAACAUCAACGUGACUGGCUAUUACCUGGUGAAUUACGAUGAGAAAAAUUGGAAGCAACUUCAGAAUGAGCUACAAACCAAUCCUGCUAACAUUCCACUCAUCAACAGGGCUCAGAUCAUCCAUGAUGGCUUUAACCUAGCCAGGGCCCAACAUAUCCCAACAACCCUGGCUCUGGAAAAUACACUCUUUUUGGAAAAUGAAGUGGAAUACAUGCCCUGGGAGGCUACCCGCAGCAGUAUUAGUUACUUCACUCAGAUGUUUGAUCGAUCAGAAGUGUACGGCCCCAUGAAGAGAUAUCUGAGGAAACAGGUUACUCCAUUAUUUGAGUAUUUUAAGACUCUCACCAAAGAUUGGACUGAACGUCCUCCCACGCUGAUGGAACAAUACAAUGAGGUCAAUGCAAUUAGCAUAGCCUGCUCUAACGACCUUGCUGAAUGUGGGGAGCUGGCCUCACAACUAUACAGGCAGUGGAUGAGCGACCCCUCAAACAAUCCGAUCCACCCCAAUCUGAGAUCUACCAUUUACUGCAAUGCCAUUGCCAGAGGUGGAGAAGAAGAGUGGGACUUUGCUUGGAGCCAGUUCCAAAAUGCCACCCUGGUAACAGAGGCUGAUAAGCUUCGCUCAGGAAUGGCCUGUAGCAAAGAAGUGUGGAUCUUGCAGAGAUACCUGUCUUAUUCUCUGGAUCCCACGAUGAUCCGGAAGCAGGAUGCAACAAAUACCAUCACCAGCAUCUGUAGCAAUGUGAUUGGGCAAAGUCUGACCUGGGACUUCGUUCGAGGCAACUGGAAGAAGUUAUUCCAGGAUUAUGGUGGUGGCUCCUUCUCCUUCUCCAACCUAAUCCAGGCUGUGACCCGGAGGUUUUCCUCAGAGUUUGAACUACAAGAGCUUGAACGAUUCAAAGAGGACAACAUGGAUGUCGGCUUUGGUUCAGGAACCCGGGCCCUGGAGCAGGCUCUGGAGAAGACCAGGGCCAAUAUUAAAUGGGUGAAUGAGAACAAGCAGCUUGUGCUGGAGUGGUUUGAAGAGCACAGUAAAUAAAAUAGGCUUCCAGUUCGUGAAGGUAGUAGCAGUGUUCCCCUGUGUGAUCAGUGCUGAGUUGCAUCUCUCUUGAAGGCCUGAGCCCAGUCAGAAGUGGGGUGAGGGACAGAGCAUUAUAAAAUCUUCCUGGACCCUCUUCCCUGCCUCCAUCUUCAGGCUCAUAAUACCAUUCUUGAUACUUGGCAUCAUGUGCUCCCCUGCUUUUCUUCAUGCCAGACCCUCUUAGCAUUGACAGGAUCUGAAAAGCCCAGGUCCUGGGUGGCAUCAUGGACUCAUCUUACCAGGGAGAAAUUGUUUCAGGGUUAAUCUCAGGGAAGCCCAUGUCCCAUGGGCUGAAUCACUCAGAUAGGAAGUGGAGCCUUCUCUGGCUGCCAUCCCUUCUUCCUCCCCCUCACCUUGAAAGUCCUAGCGUCUGAGAAAUCAAUGGGGAAAUUAUCUGUAUAUUUUUUUUCUAAGGGAAAAUGUAAAUAAAUGAUUUCUCUAUGA